Messenger RNA from Setaria italica (foxtail millet), 597 nucleotides. RefSeq names its product BTB/POZ and MATH domain-containing protein 2. NCBI's taxonomy places the organism in Eukaryota, Viridiplantae, Streptophyta, Magnoliopsida, Poales, Poaceae. Bases 1 to 597 code for a protein of 198 amino acids. The transcript has a single exon. Gene Ontology annotation, biological process: protein ubiquitination. Gene Ontology annotation, molecular function: protein binding. The record is from RefSeq and is a predicted model, not a curated record.
AUGUCGUCGUCGUCCCCGACGCUGCGGGCGCUCGGCGGCGCGUGGCGGCGCGCGCGGGAGGCGGUCUCCUUCUCCUCCACCCGCGUGCGUCACAAGACCGGCGCGCACCUCCACCGGAUCGACAACUACUCCGGGACGAUGUCGGCAGCCCUCCCCGGCCACCACAUCGAGUCGGCGCCGUUCGUCGUCGGCGGCCACGAGUGGAAGCUCCACUUCUACCCCAACGGCGCCGACGAGUCGGCGUCGGCGUCACCCGGCCGCGCCUCCGUGAAGCUCGUCUACAGGGGCUACCCCUGGUGGCGGCCGGCGCUCCUCCACUUGUUGAGGCCGCGGGACGUGACGGCGGCGUACGAGGUGAGCGUCCUCGACAGCGAGGGGAACCGGGUGUUGAGCAGGGCAUUCCGGCCGCGCCGCUUCUCCGCCUGGUGGCACGAAGACGCUGAGAACGUGGCCACGGCGAAAGAGCUGAGGUCGGCGGCGAUGCGGGGCGGGAAGGAGGACGGUGGGAUCGUCGUCCGGUGCGACGUCACCGUGAUGAAGCUCGAGAAGGAAUCAAGCGUCAGGUGGUACCUUCGUCAGUUAGUUAGCAAAUUUUAA